AUGGUUCGUUUCGCUGCUGCUUUCGUUGCAGCCUUGACUGCUUCCGUUGCUGCCGCUGCUAGCAGCACCACUUGUGGCAGUGGCACCAAGUGCCCGUCCGACAAGCCGUGCUGUUCUCAGUACGGAGAAUGCGGUACUGGCGCUUACUGCCUGGGAGGCUGCGACCCGAUCAACUCUAACAGCUUGGACGCAUGCACCCCGGAGCCUGUCUGCGAGAGCAAGACCUUCAACGAUUGGUCCAACCUGGCCGGCGUUGAAUCGAAUGAUAAAUAUCUGGGAAACGCCACCGAGUCUGACUGGGUUUCGAGCGGAAAGCCACUCGUCCACAACGGGGAGCUGCUCUUGACCAUGGCCAAGGGCUCCGUCGGAACGCUCCUUGCCUACAACCACUACAUCUGGUACGGAAAGGUCUCGGCCAAGUUGAAGACCUCCCGCACCGCUGGUGUCGUCACUGCCUUUAUUCUUCUGUCUGAUGUCAAGGAUGAAAUCGAUUACGAGUUCGUCGGUACCGAGCUGACCACCGCCCAAACCAACUUCUAUUUCCAGGGUAUUCUUGAUUGGGAAAACAGUGUCAACGCGACGACCACCGACACGUUCGAAAACUACCACACCUAUGAAAUUGACUGGACCCCUGAUGACAUCACCUGGUCUCUUGACGGUAAAUCCGUGCGUGUCUUGAAAAAGGCCGACACCUACAAUGAAACAACCCAGCAAUACAAGUUCCCCCAGACCCCAUCUCGCCUCCAAUUGUCUCUCUGGCCCGCUGGUCUCUCGACCAACGCUCCAGGUACCAUUGCAUGGGCUGGUGGUGAAAUCAGCUGGGACACCGCGGACAUCAAGGACCCUGGUUACUACUAUGCUACCUUCGCCGAGGUCAGCGUCACCUGCUACGAUCCUCCUUCCGGCGCCAACAUCAAAGGUGACCAGGCCUACAUCUACACCGAUGAUGCUGGCACCAACAACACCGUUGAGAUUGUCAACGCUAACACUGUUCUCGGUUCUUUCGAGGCCACUGGGUUGAACAUGACUCUCGGUGCCACCACAUCCACUUCUAGCAGCACUAGCACUGGCACUGGCACUGGCACUGGCACUGGCACUAGUACCGCUACAUCUGCUUCUACCAGCGUUGCCGACAGUGUUCCUGGCAGCAGCAGCGGCGGAAGCGGUGGCCAGAGCUCCAGCGGUGGCUCCUCCGACUCUGGUUCUGACAGCUCUGACGGCUCUAGCACUUCGUCUGGUUCUUCGCCCGCUUCUACCGGCUUUAGCCAGGGCGGUGACUCCCCUAAGACUGGGGCCGCUUCCGCCAACGAGCACAUGCUUCAGGGCUCGAUGUUUGCCGUUUUGGUUGCCGUCGUGGCUCUGAUCGCCAUGUAA
Talaromyces rugulosus is the source of this 1374-nucleotide messenger RNA. RefSeq lists its product as uncharacterized. Lineage: Eukaryota; Fungi; Ascomycota; Eurotiomycetes; Eurotiales; Trichocomaceae. Gene Ontology annotation, biological process: fungal-type cell wall organization; carbohydrate metabolic process. Gene Ontology annotation, cellular component: fungal-type cell wall. Gene Ontology annotation, molecular function: chitin binding; hydrolase activity, hydrolyzing O-glycosyl compounds; glycosyltransferase activity. Bases 1 to 1374 code for a protein of 457 amino acids. The transcript is spliced from 3 exons. The record is from RefSeq and is a predicted model, not a curated record.